UUUACAUAAAUCCCCUUCCAAUCUUCCCAAAGCCCUAAUUCCCCAAUCCCUAAUUUCCCUCCCAUCUUCUUCACCUCAAAUCCGACCUCCGAGGGGAGAGAAGGGACAACAAUGGCGGCAAGGGAGCCUGACCCCAACCUUGGCUUCCUCACCAAGAGGGACACAGAGGUCAAGCUUCCCCGUCCCACGCAGGUGAAGAACAAGACGCCGGCGCCCAUCCAGAUCACCGCCGAGCAGAUCCUCCGGGAGGCUCGCGAGCGCCAGGAACCCGACAUACGGCCGCCCAAGCAGAAGAUCACUGACCAUACAGAGCUCUCCGACUACCGCCUCCGCCGCCGCAAGGAGUUUGAGGACCUCAUCCGCCGCGUCCGCUGGAAUACCUCCGUCUGGGUCAAGUAUGCCUCAUGGGAGGAAACGCAGCAGGACUUGGCCCGCACUCGCUCCGUCUGGGAGCGUGCCCUUGAGGUCGAUUAUCGAAAUCACACCCUCUGGCUCAAGUAUGCGGAGUUUGAGAUGAGGAAUCGCUGCGUCAACCACGCACGCAAUGUCUGGGAUCGCGCCGUCACUCUCCUUCCCCGCGUUGAUCAACUUUGGUACAAGUAUAUACAUAUGGAGGAGAUGCUCCGGAACAUUGCUGGUGCCCGCCAGGUGUUCGAGCGAUGGAUGGACUGGCAGCCUGACAUGCAAGGGUGGCUCUCCUACAUCAAGUUUGAGCUCCGGUAUGGAGUGGGCGUUCUGAUCUCCGGCGAGAUGCAACACCGACGAGCGCUUCCCCGUUGGUACCAUGCCUUCCUUUAGUCCUUUUAUCACCACAUGAAAGAAAUCUAUUUUGAUUUUCAUGUAUAGUUGCGUUUAAUAUUUUUAUUUUCUAAUUCAAGAAGUUCAUCAAAGUGUUGUGUGCCAUUUGUAGAUUUACUGAGUUUUUUAUUAGAUUUUCCCAGUGGACGGUGCCAAAUCUAUAAAAUCUAUAAGUUUGUUUUCUGGUA
Messenger RNA from Dioscorea cayenensis subsp. rotundata (Guinea yam), 986 nucleotides. RefSeq names its product crooked neck-like protein 1. Gene Ontology annotation, biological process: mRNA splicing, via spliceosome; spliceosomal complex assembly. Gene Ontology annotation, molecular function: protein binding. NCBI's taxonomy places the organism in Eukaryota, Viridiplantae, Streptophyta, Magnoliopsida, Dioscoreales, Dioscoreaceae. The transcript has a single exon. Bases 112 to 798 code for a protein of 228 amino acids. The record is from RefSeq and is a predicted model, not a curated record. Gene Ontology annotation, cellular component: Prp19 complex; U2-type catalytic step 2 spliceosome; post-mRNA release spliceosomal complex.